AUGCCGGACGGCUUAUUGGCGGAUGAGGCCUUGACCAAGGACCUCGUAGGUCUCAUAUCCAUCCUUAAUGUUAAUUGCCGAGUAGCAUUUCAAGACCUCUUGGACCAGAUGCUAGUAACGAACCCAGACAACCCGGUUGCAUGCAUAAUCUCAGAUGAACUAUUUCACUUCACACAAUCUGUCGCAGACCAUUUCAAGCUCCCAAGAAUCAUCUUGAGGACGAACAUUGCCACCACCUUCUCUAUCAUUGCUGCCUUGCCAGUUCUCCGGCAAAAGGGAUACUACCCCAUACAAGAUCAUCCCAACUCAGAUGGCCCAUUGCCAGACCUUCCCAACCUACGAAUCAAAGACCUACCAGUCUUCAGUACAUCCAACUUGGACACAUUGUUUCAGUUGAUAGACCAGUUGAUCAUGGCCACAAGGAUCUCUUCAGGGCUCAUUAUCAACACUAUAGAUUGCCUUGAACAAACCACAUUGGCGGAAUUCCGCCACGAUUUCCAGAUUCCUGUCUACCCAAUCGGGCCGCUCCACAAGCACUUGACGGAGACGUGCAACUCCAGCAGCCUGCUAAUGGACGACCACGGCCGCAUCACUUGGCUAGACCGACAAGCACCGAGAACCAUUAUCUACGUGAGCUUUGGGAGUAUAGCUGCAAUGGACAGGAGUGAACUGAUUGAGACCGCAUGGGGCCUGGCCCACAGUGGCCAGCCAUUCAUGUGGGUGGUCCGGACUGGCUUAGUUCGUGGCUCCAAGUGGGUCGAGUUUCCUGAGGGGUUCGAAGACAUGGUAGGCGAUCGAGGCCUUAUUGUCAAGUGGGUUCCACAACAGGAGGUGCUGGCUCAUCCAUCAGUGGGAGGUGUUUGGACACAUUGCGGAUGGAAUUCAACGCUGGAGAGCAUAUGUGAAGGGGUCCCCAUGCUUUGUUGGCCAUGUUUCGGGGACCAAUCCGUGAAUGCCAGGCUGGUAAGCCAUGUUUGGAGGGUGGGGAUUCGACUAGAGCAUGGGUUGGACAGAGACAAGAUAGAGUGGGCCAUUAGAAAACUAAUGGUGGGACAGGAAGGCGAGGGGAUGAAGGAAAGGAUCGAGGAUCUGAAGGAGAAUGUGGACCGUUGCCUGAGGAAAAGAGGAUCUUCUAACCAGUCUUUGAACAAUUUGAUUGAUUUCAUCUUGGCCAUCUAA
This is a messenger RNA of Magnolia sinica, 1179 nucleotides long. RefSeq names its product UDP-glycosyltransferase 76B1-like. Bases 1 to 1179 code for a protein of 392 amino acids. The record is from RefSeq and is a predicted model, not a curated record. NCBI's taxonomy places the organism in Eukaryota, Viridiplantae, Streptophyta, Magnoliopsida, Magnoliales, Magnoliaceae. The transcript has 2 exons. Gene Ontology annotation, molecular function: UDP-glycosyltransferase activity.